Messenger RNA from Cynara cardunculus var. scolymus (artichoke), 2073 nucleotides. Its product is annotated as replication protein A 70 kDa DNA-binding subunit A. The transcript is spliced from 2 exons. Gene Ontology annotation, cellular component: nucleus; DNA replication factor A complex. Gene Ontology annotation, molecular function: single-stranded telomeric DNA binding; damaged DNA binding. Lineage: Eukaryota; Viridiplantae; Streptophyta; Magnoliopsida; Asterales; Asteraceae. Gene Ontology annotation, biological process: meiotic cell cycle; DNA replication; telomere maintenance via telomerase. The record is from RefSeq and is a predicted model, not a curated record. The coding region runs from base 90 to 1982 and encodes 630 amino acids.
CCCGCCAAUCUCCUUUUAUCAUCUCCCCUCAAAACCCUAACUUUUUUCUCACAAAAUUCCAGAUAAUUUACCUCCGUAAUUCAAAUAAAAUGCCUGUGCAGUUGACAUCUAACGGUAUUCCGGUGAUUCUUGCCGGCGACAUGAAUUCGAAGCCGUUGCUACAGGUAUUAGAUAUCAAGCUCAUCGGCUCCGCACAGGAAAGGUACCGUUUUGUUCUCUCCGAUUCCGUUUCGAGUCAGCAAGCAAUGCUUGCUACUCAGCUUAAUGACCGAGUUAAAACCGGCGCCGUUCGUAAAGGAUCCGUUGUUCAACUCAUCGAGUACAUUUGCAGCAAAAUUCAAAAUCGCAAGAUUAUUGUUGUCCUUAACAUGGAAACCAUUAUACCCGAUUGUGAAAUUAUCGGGAACCCAAAGAUAUAUGCUGAAUCUGACACCGUGGGUCCCAAUCCAAUUUCCAAUGGCAUCCCUCAGCCUCAGCGCACAGCAAUACCCUCUAGCAAUCAUUCAAGUGCCACAAAUAUUAGUAACAACAGUCAAACCUUCCGACCAACUGUUCAACCUGCAUACCAACCACCUCCAAGUUACAAAAGCCACGGGGCAAUCAUGAAAAACGAGGCACCAGCACGCAUCAUCCCGAUUGCUGCUCUUAACCCGUACCAAGGUAGAUGGGCUAUUAAAGCAAGAGUUACUGCAAAAGGAGAUCUCCGUCGCUACAACAAUGCCAAGGGUGAUGGAAAAGUCUUCUCUUUUGACCUCCUGGAUUCAGAUGGAGGGGAAAUACGUGUCACCUGUUUUAAUGCUGUUGUUGAUCGCUUCUAUGAUGUUGUUGAAGUUGGGAAAGUCUACACGAUAUCAAAAGGAAGUUUAAAACCGGCCAAGAAAAACUUCAACCAUCUGAAUAAUGAAUGGGAGAUUUUCCUGGAAUCAUCUUCUACCAUAGAUCUAUGCCCAGAUGAAGAUAAAUCGAUACCACAACAGCAAUUUUCAUUCAGACCCAUCAGUGAGAUCGAAACGGCUGAGAAUCAUUCAAUCGUAGAUGUCAUUGGUGUUGUAAUAUCAGUCAACCCUUCUGUUCCUAUCUUACGAAAAAACGGAAUGGAAACUCAAAGAAGGAUUCUAAGCCUAAAGGAUCAAUCAGGUAAAAGUGUAGAACUAACACUUUGGGGGGAGUUCUGCAAUAGAGAAGGUCAAAAACUUCAAGAAAUGGUCGAUUCUGGGUUUUCACCUGUUUUAGCUGUAAAAGCCGGAAAAGUUAACGACUUCACGGGAAAAUCGAUUGGGACUGUUUCAUCCACUCAACUAUUCAUCGCUCCAGAUUCUCCAGAAGCCAACAAUCUGAGAUCCUGGUUCGAUAGAGGCGGCAGAACUAUCGCUUCACAAUCCAUCUCCCGAGAUUUGCCUGCCGGGUCUAAAAACGAAAAACGUAAAACCGUGUCUCAGAUCAAAGACGAAGGCCUUGGGAGAUCAGAUAAACCCGACUGGGUCACCGUAAAAGCAACCAUAACUUUCAUUAAAACCGACAACUUUUGCUACACUGCCUGCCCGUUAACAAUCGGAGAUCGACAGUGCAACAAGAAAGUAACGAAGUCCGGGAACUCAAAAUGGCAAUGCGACCGCUGCAACCAAGAAUUCGAAGAGUGUGAUUACCGAUAUCUUCUUCAAUGUCAAGUCCAAGAUCAUACUGGAUUAACAUGGGUGACUGCUUUUCAGGAAUCUGGUGAAGAAAUCUUGGGCUGCUCUGCCAAGGACCUCUACAUGAUAAAAUAUGAAGCAAAAGAUGAUGAUUAUUUCGCAAAUAUAAUUAAAAGCCGCCUGUUUGCAGAGGUACUUCUGAAGCUCAAAAUCAAAGAAGAAAUCUACGGUGAAGAACAGCGGGUCAAAAUAACUGUCGUUAAAGUAGACAAGGUGAGUUACUCUUUCAACACCAAAUUUCUGUUAGAUUUAAUCCCAAAAUUUAACCAGCAUCCAGGUCAAUUUAAUUGAUCUGCCAAGUUUUUACAUUUUUAUAUUCAACAUUUACGUUCAGACUUGCCACUUCAAUUGAAAUAUAUCAAUUAUAACAUGAAUUGUUGCA